This is a messenger RNA of Acanthosepion pharaonis, 1221 nucleotides long. The record is from the annotation of a GenBank genome assembly. Lineage: Eukaryota; Metazoa; Mollusca; Cephalopoda; Sepiida; Sepiidae.
AUGUUUUAUAUAUUUGCUUUCCCUUUUCUUUUGUUUUUUUUAUAUUUCCUUCCCUCUUUCUUCUGUUUUAUAUAUUGCCUCCCCCUUUUCUUCUCUUUUGUAUAUUUCCUUCGCCUUUUCUACUUUUUUGUAUAUUUGCUACUCCUUUUCAUCUGUUUUGUAUAUUUCCCACCCCUUUUCUUCUGUUUUCUGUAUUUGCUUCCCCCUUUUUACUGUUUUGUAUAUUUCCUACCCUUUUUUCUGUUUUUAUAUUUCCUAUCCAUUUUCGUCUGUUUUGUACAUUUCAUACCCCUUUUCUGUUUUGUAUAUUUCCUUCCCUUUUUCUUCUGUUUUGUAUACUUCCUACUCCUUUUCUUCUGUUUUGUAUAUUUCCUUCCCCUUUUAUUCUGUUUUAUAUAUUUCCUAUCGCUUUUUUAUGUUUUAUAUAUUUGCUUUCCCUUUUUUUUUUUUUUAAUUUCCUUCCCUCUUCCUUCUUUUUGUAUAUUUUCCCUUUUCUUCUGUUUUGUAUAUUUUUCGCCUUUUCUUCUGUUUUUCUUCGCCUUUUUUUUUUUUAUAUUUCCUUCGCCUUUUUUCUUCUUUUUGUAUAUUUGCUACUUCUUUUUUUCUGUUUUGUAUAUUUCCUUCCCCUUUUUCUGUUUUGCAUAUUUCCUUCCCCUUUUCUUCUGUUUUUAUAUUUCCUAUCCAUUUUCGUCUGUUUUGUACAUUUCAUACCCCUUUUCUGUUUUGUAUAUUUGCUUCCUCUUUUCUUCUGUUUUGUGUAUUUGCUUCCCCGUUUUGUUCAGUUUUGCAUAUCUCCUAUCAAUUUCCUCCUAUUUUGUAUAUUUCCUUCCCCUUUUCUUCUAUUUUGUAUAUUUCCUUCCUCUUCUCUUCUGUUUUCUGUAUUUGCUUCCCCUUUUUUUACUGUUUUGCAUAUUUCCUACCCUUUUUUCGGUUUUGCAUAUUUCCUUCCCCUUUUCUUUUUUUAUAUUUAUUUCCCCUUUUCUUCUGUUUUGUAUAUUUCCUUCCCCUUUUCUUGUCUCUUCUAUAUUUGCUUCCCUUUUCUUCUCUUUUGUAUAUUUCCUUCCCCUUUACUUCUGUUUCGUAUAUUUCCUUCUCCUUUUCGUCUGUUUUGUAUAUUUGCUUCCCCUUUUCUUCUCUUUUGUAUAUUUCUUACCCCUUUUCAUCUGUUUUGUAUAUUUAACCCUCUUUUCUUCUGCCUUGUAUAUUUCCCUCUCCUGUUAA